Oncorhynchus kisutch (coho salmon) is the source of this 3200-nucleotide messenger RNA. RefSeq lists its product as uncharacterized. The transcript has 3 exons. The record is from RefSeq and is a predicted model, not a curated record. The coding region runs from base 424 to 1560 and encodes 378 amino acids. Lineage: Eukaryota; Metazoa; Chordata; Actinopteri; Salmoniformes; Salmonidae.
CCAACACCACGAAGAAAACAAAAGAACCGGCUGUUGAAAAAGAGACAGAUGGUCGUAGACCUUCAUCAAUCUGGUAAUGGCUUCAAGAACAUCCACAAAUGAUUGACUAUACCAUUAAGCACUGUCAGGGCAAUUAUGAACAAAUGCAAAAGAUAUGGAAACAGUCGAAAACCUCAUGGGACAUCUGGUCCCCACAAGGAGAAUAAACCACAAAACAAAACAACAGACCUACCAAAGGUGGGAUUUGGUCCGUUCUGCAGCUAGCAGAUAAUAACAGAAACCAGCUGAGCCCGUAUUACCAGAUGUAUCACGUUACCACACAGGAAUGCAGCUCAACAUUGAGCACUUUCAGGGAAAUUAUGAAAAAAAUCAAAAGAUGAAAAGAUCUUUUGAUGCAUUUUGCCCCCCAAGAUAGGGAGGGGGAUGGUGAGAGAAGCAACAAAAUCCUCCCAAAAAGCACCAUCAGACUCCACCUCCACAUCCACAGGCUCUUUGGAAGGGUUGCCAGAAGAAAGCACCAUCAGACUCCACCUCCACAACCACAGGCUCUUUGGAAGGGUUCCCAGAAGAAAGCACCAUCAGACUCCACCUCCACAUCCACAGGCUCUUUGGAAGGGUUCCCAGAAGAAAGCACCAUCAGACUCCACAACCACAGGCUCUUUGGAAGGGUUGCCAGAAGAAAGCACCAUCAGACGUCACCUCCACAACCACAGGCUCUUUGGAAGGGUUCCCAGAAUAAAGCCCUUUCUGACCCCAAGACGCAAACGCUGGGAGUUUCCCAAACGUAAUUUAAAUGAUGAUUGGACGAAGGUGCUCUGGUCAGAUGGGUCUAAAAUUGAGCGUUUUGAUCAGAUAUCGGAAUGUCUGGCGUCGAAACAGAGGUGCAUACAAGGAGAGGCACCUGAUGCCCACGGUGAAACAUGGUGUUGGGAUGCACUGAGGCAGAGGCUGAACAUUCUGACCAAUGAGAAGGCAGCGCUGCAGGGGUCAGCUGCAGACUGCAGACUGAGGAUCGAACAGGAGGUUGUCAUCAACCCUAGAUGCCACCAGGUGACAGUACCAGGUUUAGCCACGAAGGGAGAAGGCGCCCGAGAGCAAACAGUACCCCAUCCAGCCACACAGAGCACCAACGGUACCCCGUCCAGCCACACAGAGCACCAACGGUACCCCGUCCAGCCACACAGAGCACCAACGGUUCCCCUGUCUAGCCACACAGAGAACCAACGGUACCCCGUCCAGUCACACAGAGCACCAACGGUACCCCGUCCAGCCACACAGAGCACCAACGGUACCCCGUCCGGCCACACAGAGCACCAACGGUACCCCGUCCAGCCACACAGAGCACCAACGGUUCCCCUGUGUAGCCACACAGAGAACCAACGGUACCCCAUCCAGCCACACAGAGCACCAACAGUACCCCGUCCAGCCACACAGAGCACCAACAGUACCCCAUCCAGCCACACAGAGCACCAACGGUACCCUGUCCAGCCACACAGAGCACCAACAGUACCCCGUCCAGCCACACAGAGAACCAGAGAGCCAGAUGAGGAAAAGAGUUGAUACAGCCUCUAACUAUACACCCACUACUAAUAUAUGCACCCACUACUAAUAUAUGCACCCACUACUGUAAGUCGCUCUGGAUAACAGAGUCUGCUAAAUGACAAAAAUGUUUUAAAAAACAGACAGAGACGGAAGAGAAAGUGAACGUACUCAGUCUCACUGUAGAUGGAUGUAGUAGAGCCAAAGCCUCAAAGGAGAACUGCACCCUUUUAUUUGGCCUCUUUUUUGGGGGGGCUUGCUCCUCAAGACGGCAGAUAUCCUAGUGGUUAGAGCGUUGGACUAGUAACCGGAAGGUUGCAAGAUCGAAUCCCAGAGCUGACAAGGUAUAAAAUCGGUCGUUCUGCCCCCUGAACAAGGCAGUUAAACCCACUGUUCCCAGGCCGUCAUUGAAAAUAAGAAUGUGUUGUUAACUGACUUGCCUAGUUAAAUAAAGGUUAAAUAAAUAAUUUAAAAAAGAUUGGUUGGUUUUGGGGUGUGGUUUGAUGUGAGUGUUUUUUGGGGGGGGGCGUGUCCUAGACACUGUCAAGACAAAAAAACAACACUUAGCAGUUAGCACUUAGCCUACUCCUUGUAGUUGACAGGUUGACGAUUACUGUUAUCAACAGUAAUCGUACCAUAAGUAGGAUCAGUUUUCCUCCACCGGGUACUGUCCUCUCUUGUACUUGGAGUACCAGAGGAAGUAUCGUUGCCACCCCUUUAGCGGUGGUCGCUUGGGCUCAGUUGACAUUCUCAUUGUAAUGCAUUGCUGUGAGGAGUCAGCAAUGUUACAGAAUUAUGUUAUAAGCAUGGUAAUUCCAGGAGAAGUAGCACUGUUGUACCUAAAUGACAAAGCCAUACAACUGCCAAUAACAUACCUGCAUAACAUUGCAAGUACAUACCUGUGUGAGGGAACAUGUUGUUGUCUGAAGAGAUAGCAUUGAAUUGUACACAGCAUCCCCUCUCACUCUAUCUUGGUUCAUGCAGGUGACUGUGACCUCCUCCUCUGACCAAUUGGCAGUACGCCCAGAACAUUGUUCUGGGAACCAAAAGGAUUGUCUCAGUUUCAAGGUAUCAGAUGGUAGAGAUCGGUUGACCAAACGUUAAUGAUGAAUUAAUGAUGAAUAAUGAAAGUCAUGCAAAUAUAACGUGUAUUUGUAAGCAGUAUAUUAGAGAACUAACAGGACUGCCCCGGCAGAGCUCCAGACCGACGUGUGCUAGGGUGCAUUACGUUUGUUGGAACCUGUCACGACUUCUGCCGAAGUCGUUGCCUCUCCUUGUUCGGGCGGUGCUCGGCGUUCGACGUCACCGGUCUUCUAGCCAUUAUUGAUCCUUUUUUCAGUUUCCAUUGGUUUUGUCUUGUCUUCCCACACACCUGUUCUCAAUCCCAUUCAUUACCUGUUGUGUAUUUAACCCUCUGUUUCCCCUCAUGUCUUUGUCAGAGAUUGUUUUAUUGUCAGUGUAGUGUGAUUGUUGUAUAGGUGCGCGUCGGGUCCUCGUACCCAUGUUUGUUUGUUUAUGUACAUUUAGUGUUAUGGAGCAUACUCCGUGGACUUUAUUAAAAGACUCCAUUUUACACUCCAUUUAACUCUCCUGCGCCUGACUUCCCUGCCACCUAUUACACCUACGCAAGACAGAACCUCUCCAGCUUGCUAAUAAUAAAG